Molecule: messenger RNA, 2013 nt
Organism: Xenopus laevis (African clawed frog)
Lineage: Eukaryota; Metazoa; Chordata; Amphibia; Anura; Pipidae
Product: N-acetyllactosaminide beta-1,6-N-acetylglucosaminyl-transferase
Source: RefSeq, a predicted model, not a curated record
UACAAACAAAACACAACAGGUGACACUGUGAACAUACAUUUAUAAAGGUGUAGACACGCUGGAAAAACAUUUCUCAUUUCAACACUUGAAAAGAAAAAGGAUAUAUAUAUAUUCUCGAUCACAAUCUUUGUGAAGACUCCUAAGUACCAGUGACAUUCUCAAAGCAAUUCUUUUUCUCCAUACCUGUGUUGGGAAGUCUUCUAGGAUUUGUUUUGCAAUAUCAAUAAACGGAACCAAGUGUAAUACGGGAGGAGACUGUGAUUUGCCUAGGAGAAGAGUUCCUUUGGGUGAGUACAGAAAUAGAAAUAACUGUAACUGGCACACUACUAAGAGAUAAUUUCUGUGACAGAAUGAUUUGUAUGAAACGGCUCCUUUUCAUCUUUCUUGGACUGGGAAUGGUUAUAUUGCUGAACAGCUUUCUCAGCCUAUCUCAGGUUAAAAAAGCACCGAUAUUUUCCCAGCAGAUAUCUUUAUUAGAAGAAACCUGUGAGGCAUUGGCCAGAAAAAAAAAAUAUUUCUUUUGGAAUAAUUUAGCUAAAAUAUACUCUAACAGCAGCAAUUGCAAGGACUAUAUAAUAAGAAAUAAAUACAUUACAGCACCACUCUCAGAAGAAGAGGCUGCCUUUCCGUUAGCCUAUGUACUGACGGUACACAAGGAAUUUAAUACUUUCGAGAGACUGUUCAGAGCUGUCUACAUGCCCCAAAAUGUAUACUGUAUCCAUGUUGAUGAGAAGGCGACUGCUGAUUUCAUGCAGGCUGUGGCCAGUUUAGUGCAAUGUUUCCCCAACGCGUUUCUUGCUACACGAAUGGAACCAGUGGUGUAUGGUGGAAUAUCCAGACUCCAGGCUGAUCUGAAUUGUAUGAAAGAUCUUAUGGCAUUGGAUGUGCAGUGGAAAUAUGUUAUCAAUUUGUGUGGGCAAGAUUUCCCUUUGAAGACAAACAAGGAAAUAAUACAUCAUAUUAAAUCAUUUAAAGGGAAAAAUAUAACCCCUGGGGUAUUACCAACUGCCCAUGCAAUACCAAGGACCAAAUAUGUUCAUCGGGAGGAUAUAGUCAAUUCACGUGUAAUAAGGACAAAAGUUUUAAAGCCCCCACCUCCUCAAAAUAUCACAAUUUACUUUGGCUCUGCCUAUGUUGCACUCACAAGGGAAUUUACACGGUUUAUUCUAGAAGAUCAGAGAGCUACUGAUUUGUUGCUGUGGUCCAAGGACACUUACAGCCCAGAUGAGCAUUACUGGGUGACACUGAACAGAAUUCCAGAUUUUCCAGGUUCUGUGCCAGAUGCAAAAUGGGAAGGUGACCUUAAAGCAAUAAAAUGGAGCGAUGACAAGACUCAUGAUGGUUGCCACGGUCAUUAUGUUAGAGGAGUUUGCAUUUAUGGAACCGGGGACUUACAGUGGCUUCUGAAUCUGAAAUCAUCAUUCAUGUUUGCCAAUAAAUUUGAGUUGGCAUCGUACCCUCCUACAAUUGAAUGUUUAGAGCUGAGAUUACGAAAAAGGGCCUUGAAUCAUGCAGAAAUAUCUUUGCAGCCGAACUGGACUUUUUAACAAAUAAGAAACAAUACAAUUCUACCUGUAUCUGAUGAUUCAGCACUAACAAUGGGCAAUGUGCGGGAGCCUUCAAAGGCACCAGAUCAAAUUUUUUUGUCCAGCCAGAUCGACGUGCCGACUGAUAUCUGAUAUCUACCGAUAUCGGUUAACUCGUUUCCCACCAUACACACACCGAAUAUCGUACAAAAAUUUGUUUUAUAUGAUAUUAUCUGUGCUUCUAUGGCCACCUUUACCAUUGAUAAAUAUAACAGUUACACAGUGUAACAACAUUCGGAGACAGUCAGCACGACUUCUUACAGUCAGCACGACUUCUUACAACUUUCUUUCUUUUCAGUUAUGGUGCAGGUUCCCCAGUGGCCACUUAUCACUGGUCAAUAUUGAAGAAAUUGUAAUUGAACAGCACCACUCAGUCUUUGUAAGAUAAAAAUGCCUUUAUUGCAGACUUCUGGGCAUCACAGCAACG